AUGCCAUCUUUUCUCAACGACGACAACACGCCCAUACUCUCUGCUGAAGCAGACUUCCUCAAUCUCGACCCUACCAACCAAUUUGGCCUCGCUGUAGACAACAAAAAGACAAAUGGGCGCCCCAGAAGCCAUCCGCAACCCGAGCCCAUAAACGAGAGCUUCGACGAGAGCUCCACUGUAUCGACGCACGACUCGGAUAUAUCGGACGCCAAUCAUAUCCCCAUGAAUGGGAACGGCACCAGGCCUACGAGCGUGAGCUCGUUUACAAAUGGCGUCAAUGGUUCUGACGAGAAUGACGGCGUCGAAAACUCCCCCUCGAAGGCGUGGUCAAACGGUACCGUGACGCUGCCAACUCGACCUGCUCCAAAACCACCCACGUCAGGCGUCAAUGGCAACUCGGUUCCGAAAUCCAACUCCCCUAGUUUGCGCCGAAAAUCAACUGCACCUAGCUCUCCCGUAACAGUUCAUCAGCACCAAUUUCAAGAUCACAAGUCCGAACAAUUGACUAAUGGUGCUACGCUGCCGCAUGAUUUGGAGGCCAUUCCCAGCAACAAUGACAGCCAAACAUCACCCACCACAGCAACUUCUGAGCUUGUGCUACCAAAGUCCUCGCCGCAUAGAUUUUCGUCCCCUCCUGCCUACCAACCGGGUGGGUCAGGACUGAGUACUUCACCAUCAGGCCAUCUUCAACCACCAGCUGCCGGCUCGACUCUGAAGCAGAGACACACCCUCGAGGUACCUAAACCCGCCCCAGGUCGAGGAUCCAAAGAUGGAAUAGACAUUGCACAAGCUAGUGGACGAUUUUCCCCAACUGUGGCUGCGGCCGGUCAUCGCCGAGCAUCUCUAAAUUUGGCACGGAGGACAACUCGAUCCAUGCAGUCCGACGCACCCCGAGACGAAAUCCUACCCGACGAGGAUGCAAUUCGCUGGGCUGAGGCCUAUCGGCAGAAGCGGGCUAGCAAGCGGAAGAGAAAGGAGGAGGAGGACGACGAUCGUGUCCUUGUUGGCACCAAAGUUGACGAGAGCCACGCCAACUGGGUCACGGCUUAUAACAUGCUGACCGGGAUCCGGGUGUCUGUCUCGAGAACAAACGCUAAGCUCGACCGAGAACUCACCGAUGCUGACUUUGAGGCAAAACAAAAGUCCACCUUCGAUAUAACUGGCAACGAACUUGUCCCUUCCGCCAAGUAUGAUUUCAAAUUCAAAGACUAUGCUCCUUGGGUGUUCCGACAUUUGCGUGCUCUGUUCCGCCUCGACCCCGCCGACUACCUCAUGUCCCUGACUGGGAAAUAUAUACUUUCUGAGCUCGGCUCACCGGGCAAGAGCGGCAGUUUCUUUUACUUCUCCAGAGAUUACAAGUAUAUCAUCAAGACGAUUCACCAUUCCGAACAUAAAUUCAUGCGAAAAAUCCUCAGGGACUACUAUAACCACGUCCAAAACAACCCAAACACACUCCUUUCACAAUUCUACGGCCUUCACCGGGUCAAGAUGCCCUAUGGCAAAAAGAUUCAUUUCGUCGUUAUGAAUAACUUAUUUCCACCUCACCGGGAUAUCCACACUACGUUCGACCUUAAGGGCUCAACUAUUGGUAGAGACUAUAGGGAAGACGAUUUGGCAAAGAACCCUCGGGCGACAUUAAAGGAUCUGAACUGGCUGAGGCGACAACAGCAUUUGGAGCUAGGCAUUCGCAAGAAGCGGCUUUUCCUGGAGCAACUCCAAAAGGAUGUUGUUCUUCUCAAGCGCUUGCAGAUUAUGGACUAUUCAUUGCUAAUCGGCAUUCAUGACUUAUCGCGUGGAAAUGAGGAGAAUUUGCGCGACAAGACCCUGCAAGUAUUCAACCCUGGUGGCGAAAAGUCUGUGGACGAUGAGCCACCGUCGGUGCUUAUGAGGACACCAUCCAAGAUGGAGAAUGUGCGGAAGGCUCGAGAGUUGAGAGAAAAGAUCCGCGCCGAACGACCUGUCCCCAUUGGGAAGGCGCUGGAUAAAAUGCCUGAUGAGCUGGGAGACUCUCAUACUCGCCCUGGAUUCGUAUUCAACCAAGAUGAUGGGGGUUUCCGUGCGACUCAUGAAGACAACCAACCGGCAGAUGAAAUCUAUUACCUGGGAGUCAUUGACUGCCUUACACACUAUGGAAUGAUCAAGAAGAUUGAGCAUUUCUGGAAGGGGCUGUCUCAUGACAGGACACAAAUCUCGGCCUUGCCACCAGACCAAUACGGCGACCGAUUCUACAACUUUGUCCAAGGUGUCACCAUGUCGGCGGAGGAGUCUCGCAGAGAAGCGUUACAAAGGGAGCAAGAAGCAAUCGAGGGUAUGGCUUCCACCGACAAGUCGACAAAGCGAAAUUCAGCACAUAAAUACAGCCACGGCGUCCCACCGAUGCCAGAUCAUCUUCCCCCAGCGCCCCCUGGUGGCUCGUCAGCGGAAGUACGGGAAACGAUGGAGAAGGCAUCGAAAGAAGCCAGACGAACCGAGUCGAGCGGUGCAUCAGAGGCGGAGGUACCGGAUAGGGUCCUGACCACAGCAGCGUCACCCGACAAGCGCGAAUCAUUUCAGCAUGAGCCAAUCUUGCCUGUCGUCGAAGAAGCAGCCGAGAUCAGCCGCCAUGAAGGUAAUGCACAAUGGGGCAAGUCGACGGCGUUCAGAAUAGGAAACAGCAAUUUCCCUCCACCACCCACUGGAGCACCGCCGCCGACACCUCCCAAAGAUCGUCCGCCACCACCGCCCUUGAAAUCCGACAGCCUCGAUGGGCCAGUAUUACGACCGAGAUUGAGCAAGGAAAGCUUGAACAAAGACUUGCCACCCCUCCCCAGGAAUGAGGAGACACAGGACAGCGGCAUGCGCAUGGUCUAG
Messenger RNA from Pochonia chlamydosporia 170, 2850 nucleotides. Its product is annotated as phosphatidylinositol-4-phosphate 5-kinase its3. Bases 1 to 2850 code for a protein of 949 amino acids. The transcript is spliced from 3 exons. The record is from RefSeq and is a predicted model, not a curated record. Gene Ontology annotation, biological process: phosphatidylinositol metabolic process. NCBI's taxonomy places the organism in Eukaryota, Fungi, Ascomycota, Sordariomycetes, Hypocreales, Clavicipitaceae. Gene Ontology annotation, molecular function: phosphatidylinositol kinase activity.